Salvelinus fontinalis (brook trout) is the source of this 3298-nucleotide messenger RNA. It is a transcript of the gene svbp, whose product is annotated as small vasohibin binding protein. Gene Ontology annotation, biological process: negative regulation of protein ubiquitination; protein secretion. Gene Ontology annotation, cellular component: apical part of cell. Lineage: Eukaryota; Metazoa; Chordata; Actinopteri; Salmoniformes; Salmonidae. The transcript has 3 exons. The coding region runs from base 164 to 364 and encodes 66 amino acids. The record is from RefSeq and is a predicted model, not a curated record.
GUUAUUUUCUGGUUACACAGUUUCCUUCCAAACAGCUGUUUUACACUUCAGUGUUUGAACAGGCGACUGUUGUUGUCUGCACUUUCUGUGUUGACAAUCUGAGCUCUUAUUGAACGUCGAGUUGAUCGAGUCGUUGUGCUGUGGUGGCUGUCAGUCAGUAACCAUGGAGCCCACCUGUCGCAAAGACAAAGCGAAGUUGAACUCCACUCCUACUCGCGGCGACAGGGCCAAGCAGAAAUCCGCCCAGCAGGAACUGAAACAACGACAACGGUCAGAGAUCUACGCCCUGAAUAAGGUGAUGACAGAGCUGGAGCAGCAGCAGUUUGAGGCCUUCUGUAAGCAGAUGCAGUCCCAGGGAGAGUGACUGACAACCUCCCAAUGGCAGCCCAGGACCAUAAACCCUAACCUUCAGCAGCCCUGUCCCACAGUUCAACUACAGUCUCAACCAGUAAAAGAGUAUUUCUUACAUAUCAUACAGACGUUGAGCUGUGAAUAUUGCUGAGCGAUUAACCAAGGGGUCAGUUAUUUAACGUUUUUUUUAAACAACAAAUUGACCUACUUAGGUUCAAUUAUUUUGAAUUCAAUUUUUUUGUUUUCUGUGCACAUUGCACAGUUUCUCUAGAGAUAUAUCAGAUCCUGUUUGAACUGUGCAAUGUAGUAGGGAGUUGUAGUUUCCAACAGGCCAAUAUUCUACUUAGUUUAGCGCAUAAAACGUAAUUAACUACAAUGACCAUAAUCCAUUGCGCAUUUACUUGUAAGGUCUUUCUUUUACACCUGCUACAAAAGAGGCAGUAGAAUGCACAAUCAUGAGGGGGAUAUAGAGAGCAGUUGUUACUUUCCGAGGUAUCUCUACCUGAAAAUAAAUUAUCUAUUCUAAGUGAUUGAUAGUUGGUAUUCAGCAGUCAUAAAAGUAUGCCUUAUUUCCUUUGAAGAACUACAAAAUAGAGAUUUUGUCAGAAAGCAUAUGCAGCAGCUCUAUAAAGAUGAGCUGUUGACUUGGAAUGAAAUAAGUCAUAAAACACAUGUAAUAUACACAACUGAGAUUGUGAAUAAAUGGUUAUUAAGUGAUAAGCAGUAAUGAGCAGUUACUACCAUCAUGGGACUUUGAUUCGUUGUUUUAUUCUGUAUUACAGCAUUCAACCCAAAUAAUCAAAACCGAAAUCCAAAACCUUGAUUAUUUUUUUCAUAAUCAAACCGAACCUGAAACGACCUCAAAAAGCACUCAUUGUUUAGCACUAACUGUGAAUCAUUUGCUGAGGGAUAUUUCCAUCCUGGUCCUGUUAUGCAGUGGUCGCCAUAGACAUGAUAAGACAAAAAAAGAAACGUCCUCUGUCAACUGCGCUUAUUUUAAGCAAACUUAACAUGUGUAAAUAUUUGUAUGAACAUAUGACUCAACAACUGAGACAUAAACUGAACAAGUUCCACAGACAUGUGACUAACAGAGAUGUAAUAGUGUAUCCCUGAACAAAGAGGGGGUCAAAAGUAACAGUCAGUAUCUGGUGUGGCCACCAGCUGCAUUAAGUACUGCAGUGCAUCUCCUCAUGGACUGCACCAGAUUUGCCAGUUCUUCCUGUGAGAUGUUACCCCAUUCUUUCACCAAGGCACGGACAUUUCUGGGUGGAAUGGCCCUAGCCGUCACCCUCUGAUCCAACAGGUCCCAGACGUGCUCAAUGGGAUUGAGAUCCGGCCUCUUUGCUGGCCAUGGCAGAACACUGACAUUCCUGUUUUGCAGGAAAUCACGCACAGAACGAGCAGUAUGGCUGGUGACAUUGUCAUGCUGGAGGGUCAUGUCAGGAUGAGCCUGCAGGAAGUGUACCACAUAAGGGAGGAGGAUGUCUUCCCUGUAACGCAUAGCGUUGCGAUUGCCUGCAAUGACAACAAGCUCAGUCCGAUGAUGCUGUGACACACCGCCCCAGACCAUGACAGACUCUCCACCUCCAAAUUCAUUCCGCUCCAGAGUACAGGCCUCGGUGUAACGCUCAUUCCUUCGACGAUAAACGCGAAUCCGACCAUCACCCCUGGUGAGAUGACAACCUCUUUUUUCCAGUCCUGUCUGGUCCAGUGACGGUGGGUUUGUGCCCAUAGGCGACGUUGUUGCCAGUGAUGUCUAGUGAGGACCUGCCUUACAACAGGCCUACAAGCCCUCAGUCCAGCCUCUCUCAGCCUAUUGCGGACAGUCUGAGCACUGAUGGAGGGAUUGUGCAUUCCUGGUGUAACUCGGGCAGUUGUUGCCUUCCUGUACCUGUCCCGCAGGUGUGAUGUUUGGAUGUACCGAUCCUAUGUAGGUGUUGUUACACGUGGUCUGCCACUGCGAGGACGAUCAGCUGUCCGUCCUGUCUCCCUGUAGGACAUUUGCAAUUUAUUGCCCUGGCCACAUCUGCAGUCCUCAUGCCUCCUUGCAGCAUGCCUAAGGCACGUUCACGCAGAUGAGCAGGGACCCUGGGCAUCUAUCUUUUGGUUUUUUUCAGAGUCAGUAGAAAGGCCUCUAGUGUCCUAAGUGCAUGUGCAUGUACAGGUGCAUGUUCAUUAAUUGUUUAUGGUUCAUUGAACAAGCAUGGGGAACAGUAUUUAAACCCUUUACAAUGAAGAUCUGUGAAGUUAUUUGGAUUUUUACGAAUUAUCUUUGAAGACAGGGUCCUGAAAAAGGGACAUUUCUUUUUUUGCUGAGUUUAUAUAAAGAGAAGGACUGUGUAAUUUAGAGGUGUUCAGUUCCAGUCCCAGAGGGCCACAUGGGAUGGCCAGGCUUAUUUGCGGCCCUACAGGACUAGAUAUGCCCACCCGUUGGUGUAAUCUCUUCAUAAGAAUGGAUGUUAUGGAUCUGAGGUGCUACCACUGUUACACUCCAAGCCAAAGCUCAACAUCACCCUUCUCCCCAUAUUGCCUAAAAGACAAAUCAUGACCAAGAUUGAAAGAUUUAAUGUUAAUCUCUUGUGGAGUCCUAAAGUGAAUGUCCACAGUGCAAACUAUAAUAUUCUUCCAUCUAACUCUCAUAAUCUACAGUAUGUCAAUAUUAAUGGUGCUUAUGGUUACUGCUUGGUUUUAAACACACGUUUUUAGAGUAGCCUAUUGUUUGUACUACAAUGACUGUACAGCAAUCUGUACAAAACAGGCUAAUAUGUCACUGAUCCAGUUCUGUCAAAAUGACGGUAUCCUAGUCUAAGCUGUUCACUGUCACUAUAACAGUAUGGAAAUGUUAACUGUAAGACUACCACCUUUAUUGUUCUGUUGGUUCAUGUUUGAUACACUGUCGUUCUGUUUUUAAAGCAUGGUUUUAAUAAAUCUUAUGGGGAUUUGAAAA